Molecule: messenger RNA, 741 nt
Organism: Wasmannia auropunctata (little fire ant)
Lineage: Eukaryota; Metazoa; Arthropoda; Insecta; Hymenoptera; Formicidae
Exons: 4
Coding region: 129-533 (134 amino acids)
Source: RefSeq, a predicted model, not a curated record
CAAAACUUCUUACUCAACGCGAAUUACUUCAUAUCCAAUGAGGAUUUAAUUUCAAUGUUGGAGAAACAAGAUUUCAAUGCGACGAUCUUCUAUUCAUUAACAUUAAAUAUCAACGCAAAAAUCUAUUGAUGAAUAGAAAUCGAUUGAUCUUUGUACAUUUUGCUAUUUUCCUACUUUUUAUAGCCUUCAAAGAAGUCACUUCGGAAAUUGACGAAACACGGUCAAAUAUUACACCUACUAUCGUUGAAAAUGAUAUCGACACAUUGAAAAUAAAAUCUGGUAGACUCCGACGCAAAAAUUAUAAUAUGUUUCGCGAUGUCGAUGACGAUGAGGAUGACGAUAUCCAUCCGCAGAUAAAACGAGAAAAAAACGGCAAAGAACCAAAGAUAUGGGACCAAUGGGGUAAUUGGUCCACAUGCAGCGUCACUUGUGGAAUAGGAAAGAUUAUGCGGUGGAGACACUGCAUAGGCGGAAGUUGUUCCUUGGGAGAGAAGAAAGCUCAAUUGAAAACUUGCACUUCCGCAGCAUGUUAGAAUAUCUUACAUGCACAAUGUAGCUUUAAGCACAAGCCACGGUUCAGAUGUCAACGAUUUACGAUACUGCGCGCUACGUCAGUCGAAGUCGUCGAAGACUUGUCGCGCGCGACAUCUUAAAUUUUCUAGAUUUGCGACGAAUUUUCUAAAAUAAUGAGUAUUAUUUUACAACUUUAAUUAAAGCUUAAUUAGAUUGUAAAAAAUUGAU